CCUCCAUCUGUCUGUAAAAGAAAGAGAGGAAGAAGCGCGUCCAUUCGUUGCUUCUGUCCAGGGGUAGCGACGCACACAGAGACAACAUGGCGGAUGUUUUAGAUCUUCAUGAGGCGGGAGGCGAGGACUUUCCAAUGGAUGAGGAUGGUGACGAGAGCAUCCACAAGUUAAAGGAGAAAGCCAAAAAGAGAAAGGGACGAGGCUUUGGCUCAGAAGAAGGAGCCAGAUCUAGAAUCAAAGAGGAUUACGAUACCGUAGAGCAAGACGGGGACGAACCAGGCCCUCAAAGAUCUGUGGAGGGCUGGAUCCUGUUCGUAACGGGUGUGCAUGAAGAGGCGACUGAAGAAGACAUUCACGACAAAUUUUCAGAGUUUGGGGAAAUAAAGAACCUGCAUCUGAAUCUUGACCGCAGAACGGGCUAUCUUAAGGGCUAUGCACUGGUUGAGUAUGAGACAUACAAAGAGGCCCAGGCAGCGAUGGAAGGGCUCAACGGUCAGGACAUGAUGGGUCAGCCAAUUAGUGUUGACUGGGGAUUUGUCAGAGGGCCCCCUAAGAACAAGAGGAGGGGUGGUGGAAGAAGGCGCAGCAGAAGUCCAGACAGGAGACGUCGUUAGGUGGGGCAAACUGGUUGCCCUGAAACUGAUCUCUCCCAUUGAUUGGAAUUUUCAAAAUGAGGCUUUUUUUUUUUGUACAAAGACUUCACAAAACAGCAUGUUUAUGAUUCAGUGUUUUGUUGGUUUUAUUGUGCAGCAGUGCGUUGUUUUAUAUUACGUUGUGAAAAAUAAAAUUUUAAAAACC
Molecule: messenger RNA, 798 nt
Organism: Cynoglossus semilaevis (tongue sole)
Lineage: Eukaryota; Metazoa; Chordata; Actinopteri; Pleuronectiformes; Cynoglossidae
Gene: rbm8a
Product: RNA binding motif protein 8A
Exons: 6
Coding region: 87-614 (175 amino acids)
Biological process (GO): RNA processing
Cellular component (GO): cytoplasm; nucleus
Molecular function (GO): mRNA binding
Source: RefSeq, a predicted model, not a curated record